Messenger RNA from Scaptodrosophila lebanonensis, 6853 nucleotides. It is a transcript of the gene tai, whose product is annotated as neurogenic protein mastermind. The record is from RefSeq and is a predicted model, not a curated record. Gene Ontology annotation, biological process: positive regulation of transcription by RNA polymerase II; cellular response to hormone stimulus. Gene Ontology annotation, molecular function: protein dimerization activity; nuclear receptor binding. NCBI's taxonomy places the organism in Eukaryota, Metazoa, Arthropoda, Insecta, Diptera, Drosophilidae. Gene Ontology annotation, cellular component: nucleus. The transcript has 14 exons. Bases 311 to 6190 code for a protein of 1959 amino acids.
AAAAUACAUUUCAUUUGUCUUUGUUUCAUGUACAAGUAUGUACUAUGUUGACCCAACAUUCAAAUAGUACCUGAAUCAAAGUUGUUUUUGUAUUUUUCUGUGUCUACGUUUGUUAUAAACGAAAGGUUCAACAACAGCAUAAGCCUUUGUCGGACUGUAAAUAUAAAUGUACGGAUUCAGUGACUUAUUUUGUUAUAAUUUGCGUGCAGAUCAUAAUACAACAAAUGUAGUAAUUACCUAGAAGUGUACCAACAGCAGUAACAAAUACGGGCACAUAUAACUGCAGCUAACAGAUGAGCCCCAACAACAGAUGUCAAUUGCUGCAGCUGAAAAUGCAGGGCUUAGCCCAAGUGAUUUACCAGAUCAUUGGGCCUCAGGUACAGCGAGCGCAACACCAACAACGGCAACAACAGCAUCUAGCAAGAGCAACAGCAGCUCGAGGCACAGACCCUCCACGUACAAUAACAGCGGCGGCAACACAGUUUGUCAUCUGCCUCGUUCAUCUCCUGCAACUGCAACCGCAGCCGUUACUGUUUCCACCACUUGUGGGAGCCUGCUAACUGGCCCGUCACCGCUGUUGCCUAGUUUAGCGCCCACAACGCCGCUGCAGUUAAACACGGCAGUAGGCAUUGGUGGUGCUGCUGGUGGUAGUGGCGGUGGUGGAGGUGUGCCAGGAGGCGCACCAGGCGGCGGAACAAGCAAUAACUUGUUAGCACUGCAACAACAGCAGCAACAUCAGCUAGCCUACCAUCAGCAGCAACUUCAGAAUCAUCCUCAUCAACAACCCUCUCAUCAUUUAAGUCAUAGCAAAGCGACGUCUGGUUCUACAGCCACAGCCAAUAUUGCAGCUGCGCUGCAACGCUCCGCUGCCAAUAUGAAUGCAGUAGCAUCGCCGAUCUCAGCUAAUUCGGCAACGUCAACACGUAAAAUACGACGAAAAACGGAUCCAAAGGUGAAUUUGCCUCAAUCGCAAAUUAAUAAAUGCAACAAUGAAAAACGACGUCGGGAAAUGGAAAACAAUUACAUUGAACAACUUUCCGAGCUUUUGCAGUUGAAUAAACGAGGAGAUAUGACAUCAACGAAACCCGACAAGGCGGCAAUUUUAAAUCAAGUAGUUCGAGCGUAUCGUGAUAUCUGUGACAAAGGGCAAAGCCGUGAUAUAUCUUCAACCUCUACCAAUAACAACUCCACGACAACGACUAACAACAAUAGCAACAAACAACAAACAACCUCAAUCCGUUGUACACGCUGCGCAACAGACAACUGCUCAAUCCACCCUGUGCAACAGGGGGAAGUCUCCUCGACGGAGUCACCACUGCCGGAGCCAUCUAUGCUUAACGGACAAGUGCCGGAAAUUUCGGCGUAUUUUGAGGCUCUCGAACAUUACAUCAGUUCAGUGGGCUGGGUACUGUUACAAGUCAACGCGAACGGCAUCAUCGAAUCUUGCACGCAAAAUAUACGCGAAUUAAUCGGAUAUGAGAAGCAGGAACUGUACCACCAGCCACUUUAUAUGUACCUGUAUGCUGGGGAUCACGCAAAGUUGGAGCCAAUUAUAAAUAAUAUGUACAGCGGUGUUGGUGUAAGUGGCAGGGGUGCGAGUGUUGGCUCAGCUGGGACUAGCUGGGGCGAUCUAGAUGAACUGAACAAUGGUAACGCCUCGCAGCAGUCAGCGGGCUCGAACUCAAAUUCUAGUGGUGGCGGCGGAGGAGGAGCCUAUAAGCCCAAACGCAGCAUUUCGACCAAAGUACGCAUGCUAGUCAAGGACACCCGGCCAGCAACUCAGACUUCCAAUUCCGGCACGUUAGAUGCUUCAGAUCAAAAACCCUUGCGGCAAGUAGGACAACAGGACAAAUAUGAGGAAGUAGUUCUCAUAGCAGCGCCGGUCAAGGACGAUGCAGAUGCCAACAGCUCGGUGUUGUGUCUCAUCACACGACCCGAGGAUGAGUCCCCGCUAGAGAUCAAUAUGCAGCAGCACGUGCAGCAGCAGCCUAUAGAACAGAUGACGUUUAAGCUGGACAUACAUGGAAAAAUACUCAGUUUAGAUGCAACAGCGCUGCGUGAACCUUUUAAACAGCACCUGCAGACAUGGGUGGGCCGCUUGUGGCAAGAUCUGUGCCACCCUCACGAUCUCUCCAUGCUCAAGUCCCACCUACGAGACAUACAGGACUCUGCGGCCGUACACUCACCAGGCAGUGCCAGUGGCGUACCUAUAUUGAAUCCGCCUAUAGUAAAUGUUGUUUCGCGUCCAUUUCGCCUGCGUCUUGGCACGCCCGAUGUCUAUGUCCAUAUUAAAGCCAAUUCGAGACUUUUUCUGAACCAGACGCCUGGAGAGAGUGAUUUUAUCAUGUCUGUGCAGACGCUGCUCAACUCCGAAAACGAUAUGAACACCAACAAUACAGGAAGUGCUGGUGCUGGUGGCACUGGCAUUGGCUCAAUAUGCGCCAUGUCCCCGGGCACUUCUCUGGUUAGCACAUUGUCCUUAGAUGCAUUGUCCGGAUCCAAUUGCUCCACCUCAAGUGGACCUGCGACAAUUCUACCAGCACAUCUUCUAGGCGGUCUAGUAGGUGGAGGACAACACAAUAACAGUACGACCAACACACAGACUACAAAUGUGGGUGGUCCUUUGAUGAGCUCGGCCAUAAUCAAUGGCAAUGCAUCUGGAAGCAUGGGGCAUGCCCAUGUACCUGGGGGCGUAGGUGGCAUACCGGGGGGUAUACAGCAGAGAGGCAUGUCCUCUGCGUCCGCAUCGGCUUCCACGCUUGUCAAUUCCUUUACUGCGUCACCAGCCGGAGCUGAUCAUUCGUUUUUCGGCAGCGACAACUUUGAAUUUGACAUUGCACAUUCCUCCUUCGAUAUGGAUCCAACUAGUGGCGUCAGUGCCUGGACGGACUCUCGGCCCAAUUCUAGAGCAUCCGUGGCUACACCAGUCAGUACUCCCAGGCCACCAUCCGGCCACGGUUUCAGCCCAGCCGUGUGUGCAUCGCCCUCGACACCUUAUCAGCUUUCAUCGCAUUCAGCUGCCAGCUUACCAUCGCCGCAGUCCAACGCUAGUGCUGGUGGACCUGCCAGCAACUACGGCUUCAGUUUUCACAACUACGAUGCCUCUGAUAGCAAGCCAGAAAAAGAGCCCCAACUGAACAACAACAACAACAGCACAAGUAGUAAUAACAACAAUUCCAUAGUAAGCGGCACAGCUGGAGGGCUACCGGAUGGAAGCAGUGGUUUACUUAUGACGCAACAAACGCCACCGCAGCCGGAAUUGGAGCGGCUUAGACAUCUGCUGACGAAGUCCCAGACCCACGCCAUGCAAGGACUUGGUGAUGAUGAAAAGGAUUUGAAUGCGCCAAAGUAUUUUAAACAGGAGACCAGCGACGAUGACAAGCUAGGUGGGCCAAGCCUGAGCAAUAGUAAUGCUACAGCGGGUCUCUUUAAAUUGAGUCAGACCAAUGCAGCUUUGUUUGGGAUUUCCAGUCGUGGCGCCGGCCCGGGAAUUUUGCAGAUGUCAGCAAAUUCCAAAAAUCCAAUGCUUUUGUCGUUGCUAAACGAAAGGUCUGAAGAUGACGAUGGCAAAGGAGCUAGUGCGCAAGGUGCUGUGAGCAAUGCACGGCAAAGCGAGCUCAUGCGUCAACUCCAGAAAGACGAUGGUGGUCAUAGCGGCAGCAGUUCUCAGAACAACAGCAACAAUAUGAGUAACGAGGAUCUCAAACGCAUGCUCAAGAUACAGAGCGAUCCGGCUAUGAGCCGGAAGCGCUCAUUAAAUGAGCCUGAUGAUGAUAUGUCGGCCAAGAGAUCAGAAGAUAAGCCCUCAAAGUUAUGCGAAAAGAACAAAAUGCUAGCGAAGCUGCUGCAGAAUCCCCCAAAGAUACCCAAAGCACCGAAUCCCGAGCAGCCAUUGCAGGUAAAGACGUUGCCGGACAUAACUUGCUCAUCGAUUAACAAUGUCAGCAGUACACUAGCGGCACCGGGCAAUCUAAUAAGCGCAGGUAGUACCGGUCCAACGCCAAAACCUACUGCAGCGGGACGUGUUCGUAAACAACAACAGCAACCGCAACCAAACGAUGUCUACCUCCCGCAACAACAACAGCAGCAGCUAUCUGCUUACCAACAACAGCAAGCAACAACAGCAACUACCUCAUUAAGCACAACUUCAGCCUCAACGGUCAGCCAUGCCGAUGGUGAUACGGAGCUGUCAAAGCUGUUGGACAGCGUCAUGGACUACUAUACGGAUGAUACGCCAAUAGUGCCGAGUGCACCUUCUGAGGCUUCAGCAAUCAGUGACAUACAAAAAUCGCUGAUGCUGGACGUGGAGUCCGCCACAUUUGGUCAUGUAAUGGGUCAGCAUGGACCAGGAAUGCUGAGCAUGCCACAACAUAAUGAGCAACAGCAACAGCGUCACCAGCUCAUGCAAACACAGCAACCGCCCGCCUAUCCGGGUAUGCUUAGUUUACAGCAGCAGCAACACCAGCAACAUAUGUUGCAGAUGCUGCAGCGACAGCAGGCCACAGGCGGACCGCAACAGAUCAAUAUGCAGCACCAACAGCUCGAAGUCAUGAGAAAUCAGGGCUUUCAGCGCCCUCCUCCCAUGUACCCUGCUCGUGGACGCGGUCCAAUGAACGCUGUGGCAACGCCCGGAGGUGGUUUGGUGUUGCCACCGCAGCAGCAAUUCCGCAACAUGCGACAACAACAGCAGCUUGCAGCGGCCCAGCAAAAGGAACGGCUUUUACAACAACAACAAAAGCAGCAGCUGCUUGUGCCCGAAAAUGCCACGGGUGUGAGUGCCGGUAUUAACAAUAUUAGCUCACUACUCAAUGCACCUGUGGCCCCGAACGUUUCGCUGUCACGUACCAAUCUACCCGCAGAUGCCCAACUCAGUCCAAAUUUUGCGCUUAUGCAGCAGCAGCUGAGUCCAGGACGCAGCACGCCUUAUAGUCCCCAGCCAAAUCAAGGUUACGGGCCACAAUUUCCACAAAGUACACAACGUCUCUCGCCACAGCAACAGCUUAGUCACCAGCAGCAGAGCAAUGCUCAGCAGCAACAGCAGAUUAGCGCCUACCAACAGCACCAAAUAACCGAUGGGGGUCGUGUGAAUACAUCCUUCGGAGGCACCCCGAAUUUGCAAUCUACCGGCAUGCAGAACAAUCCGCAGCAAUGGGCUCCAGGCACUGUUGGCACUAGCAAUGCAACGCGCACACUACAAUCUCAUAACCCCAAUCUACUGGCGCAAUUACAGGGUGGAAGUCCUUACAAUGCCCGCCAGUUUCAACAGAAUCAGCGUCGUGGCGUAAACUCACCAAACACCGUGGGUCCCGGUAGCAACGCAGGACCUCUGCAACGACAAAAUGCAUUUCAGACGCAGGCAGGCGGUGUUUCAACACCCGAUGGGAGCGGCUUUGGAGGACCCCACUCGCCGUAUGGCAGCAGCGGAAACGUUUUCCAGCAGCAGCAAUUGCAACGUUUGCAGCGACAAAGCAGCGUACCCCAAGCGACGCAACAUUUACCAGGCUCACCCCGCUUUGGUUCGUCCACUGGAACGAACAACAACAGCAGCCACAACAACCACACUGAAAACAAUGCAACAACUGCUGCCAAUAGCCAGCAGCAGCAACAACAACAUCAACAGCAGCAGCAACAUCUCAUCAAUGGGAUGAAUAUGAGUCCGCACCCGGCCAUGAUGGGUGUGGGCGGCAUAGGCAGUGGCGGUGGUAAUGGCAUCAUUGGCCUUGGCGGCGGUGGCGGAAACAGUUAUGCUUCCAUGGGUGGUUAUGGCCAACCACAGAGUGCAAAUGAUUUUUAUGGUCGUGCACAGACCGCUGGUAAUCCCGGCGGAAAUGUGGCAACAGGCACCGCUAGUUCUGGAAACUCGGUUGGCAAUGCCAAUUCCUCCGAAUUCGUAAAGCAAGAGCUUCGUGCUGUCGUUAGUGUGCGGGCACAACAGGCAGCAGCAGCGGCUACAAGUGGGGCAGGUGGAAGCAGCAGCGGAGUAGGAGCGCGUGGCCCCACGCCACAAAGUCCGCUGCAACAGGGACCAAUGAUUGCCAGCGGAAAUAGUACAAAUGCCAUGGGAAGCACAACAUCAAGUGGCACUGUCAACAGUAGUAGCAACAACACUGUGCUCAAUACGCCUCCAGACCCAACACUCGGCUUUAACUUUGAAACGCCGGACUUCUAUACCAGCAGCGCCACAAGGUGACCCUAAGGUGCCUAAACAUCAAAAUAAACAGGAAAACAGCAUCUAGCAACUGCUAAAAACUCGUAUAAAAUGUUCAACGCAUUUAUGGCUCUAAACGUUUUCAAACGGCGCCGCAUUUUGUUUCGAUACAAAGCAGCUACACACAAAAUUGAAAUGUGAAAAAAAGAGUACAUAUGAAUAACCUAUACGGCACUGUCUAAACAUUAUAUGUACAUGUAUGUAUGUGUCUAAUUUCUGCACAUAAGCCAAAAGGAAAUAUAUAGUUUAUAUUUAUUAUUAAUACUAGCAAAUAUUAAUUAUAAUACAUAAUUAAACAUAGUUUAAACAAAACAAAACAGAAAUGCAAAGCGGGAACCUCGUCUAUAAUAAUUUAAAAUACUUUACAGACCCGUUAUAGUUAAAUAUUUUCAAAUGCUUAAUAAAAGAUAUUUAUUAUUAUGUAUAUUUGAUAUAAAGCAUAGAAUUAAGUGCUAUGUAUACAAUGGAAUGUGGCUGGCAAACGUUUCAUAGUGUUGUUAAAUUGAUACAUACAUACUAUAUUUGCAUAGUAGUAUACACAUAAAAAUAAAAAAGUGAAAGAAGUUUAUACCAUAUUUGACAAUGAUUGAACUUGGACACGCAUCUGCUUACUAGAUUUGAGAUUGUAUGAAAUUCAAAAUAGCA